GGCAGCAGCGCUCCGCUGUUCAGGCCGGAAAAACCGAAUGAGUUGUGAUUUCGCGCCGUGGGGUCAGACUCAGCCGCUCAGUAUUUAGGUACGCUUCCACCAUCAGCUGUCCUCUGCUCCGGGCCGUCUGAUUGGCUGCUCCCACGGGACCGCAGGAGUGGUCUGUGCACACAGGUGCAGCAUAUUCCUGGUCUCCUCUGAGGAAGCGCAGCUGCCAGGUUUGCAGCAGAUUUCUGUCCUCGGGAAUGUCAGCUGAUGAGGCCUUCGUGACCCUGGCCACCACAGACUCUUACUGCAUGGGAGCCACAGUAGUGGCCAGAAGUCUGCGGCGACAUGGAACAACUCGCCACAUUGUUGUCAUGAUUACACCAAACAUCUCUGAGCAGUCAAGACUGGCCCUUAAGAAUGAGUUUGAUGACGUCAUUGUGGUGGAUGUGAUGGACAGUGAGGACAGCCUCCACUUGUCCUUGCUGGGACGUCCUGAGCUUGGUAUCACUUUCACCAAGAUCCACUGCUGGACUCUGACCCAGUACAGCAAAUGUGUCUUUCUGGAUGCUGAUACACUGGUGCUGUGUAACGUGGACGAGCUGUUUGAGAGAGAUGAGCUGUCAGCAGCCCCUGAUCCCGGCUGGCCUGACUGUUUCAACUCAGGAGUGUUUGUCUUCAGACCGUCCCUCCACACACACACCAGGCUGCUGGAUCACGCCCGUCGUCAUGGCAGCUUUGAUGGAGGAGACCAGGGACUGCUGAACUCGUUCUUCAGUGGCUGGUCAGUGGAAGACAUCAGUAAACACCUGCCGUUCAUCUACAACCUCAGCGUCAGCUCAGUCUACAGCUACCUUCCUGCUUUCCAACAGUUUGGCCACGGUGCAAAGAUCAUCCACUUCCUCGGAGGAGACAAACCCUGGAAGUCGCAGGGGAACAGCAGCGGCUCGCACACUAUGGAGCAGUUUGUGUCUCUGUGGUGGAAGGAAUACCUUAUUCACACAACCCCAUCUGCUCCAGCAGCCCAGCCCAAGCAAGAGCAGAAGAAACCACAACAGAUCCCAGAAAGGGAAGCCAAGAUGAAAUCUACAGAAAACUUGGACAGCACAAAUUCACUGCUUGCACAUUUUUCUCCUCCUUCAGAGAGUCUUUAUUCACAGCCUGAACCAACCUUGUGUUCCCACACAGAUGGCAGACAGUUGGAGGAAGAGCCGAGAUCGCUGGAGGAAGAGUCGAGAUCAUAUGAGGAGACAGAAGUUGUGGAUCCACCUUUGGGAGCAGAAGGAUUGGAGGGCAGUGAUGCCACUGCAGACGCUGCUACUGAUCCUAGACCUGCAGACGCAGAGCCGGAGCAGCUAGAGCAUCGCAGGAUGUGGGAGAUGGGACAGGUGGACUACCUUGGCAGAGAUUCCUUUCAAAACAUCCAGAGGAUGCUGGACCGCUUUUUGGAUUAAAAAAAGUCUCUACCUUCAUCAGACCCAUGACCCUCAGUGUUUUCAUAUCCUGUAGUUACAGAAGUAGAGCCUUGCUGCUGGGCUUUGGGUGUUUGCAUGCUUUAAACCUCAAUAUCAUAGCUGUGCACAGAUAUGUUGAGUAGCAUGUACUCAACCCAAAUGAAGGGCACAUAAAUAUUUAUCAAAAAAUUAAGUUGCACACAAUAACAACUUUUAU
This is a messenger RNA of Archocentrus centrarchus (flier cichlid), 1656 nucleotides long. RefSeq names its product glycogenin 2 (gene gyg2). Lineage: Eukaryota; Metazoa; Chordata; Actinopteri; Cichliformes; Cichlidae. Gene Ontology annotation, molecular function: glycosyltransferase activity. The transcript has 9 exons. Bases 246 to 1439 code for a protein of 397 amino acids. The record is from RefSeq and is a predicted model, not a curated record.